Messenger RNA from Sardina pilchardus (European sardine), 1681 nucleotides. RefSeq lists its product as uncharacterized. The transcript is spliced from 9 exons. Bases 340 to 990 code for a protein of 216 amino acids. NCBI's taxonomy places the organism in Eukaryota, Metazoa, Chordata, Actinopteri, Clupeiformes, Clupeidae. The record is from RefSeq and is a predicted model, not a curated record.
GAGGACUUGUGCAGGUUUUCUUAACAAGUGCAGUGAUACUCCUGGUCUCAGCCACAGAACCUAAUGGACGGAUCCCGGCAGCUUUUUUACUGUCCACAGAGAUCACCAACCUUCCUUUCAAUGACUCCCUCCUCCAUCCAGGCAGUAGUUACUACAAUCACCUGAGGUCCUUGGUUGAUGAUGCGUGGAAGCAAGCCUACUUUUCCACAUUUGGCUCAAAACAACAUUAUUUGGGAAUUGCAGACAUGAAUUUCAGUGGAAAGUUUCAUACCCACCACCACCACCACCACCAGCACCACCACUACCACCACCAGGUCUCCUAGCACCUACAUCUCCAGCAUGACCAAAACCACCAUACCCACCACCAGCACCACUACUACCACCACCAGCACCACUACCACCAGCAGGUCUCCCAGCACCUACAGCACCAGAAGGGCUUCAAGCUCCAACAGUGAGCCAACCUCCACUUCUUCUCAUUCACUGAGCACUGACAGAAAGGAAACAGACAGCACCACCACCUCUUCAUCCACUACUAACCACACUACACCUUCACAACAUCACACAACAGAUUGGACCUCUACACCCAACAGGGUCCAUUCCGACCCACCAGAGCCCACAACCUCCAGCAUCUCCAAACACACCCCUGCUCAUCAGGAAGGGUCCACCACCACUCCAUCUGACAGUACGGGGACCACUCCAUACCCACUCUGGCCUUACUGGCUGGACUGGGUGCCAGGGUGGGGUAUCGCUCUGCUUGUACUGGCCUCUCUCAUCCUCCUGCUUCUCAUCAUUCUGAUAGUCCUGCUGCUGCUCCGUUGGUGUUGUAUGGAUGAACCUGAGAUGGAACCUCAACCCAGAUUUGAUCCGUACACACAUGAGCCACAUCAUGUAUCCCAAACUCCACCCAAAACACCCAUCCUCAGACAUAUGACCCCAGAGAAACCCAGGGGGAACAGAACCGGGAUGUAUGUGGUGAAUCACGGAGUGUGAACAUUACAAAAAGAAAGAUAAGCACAACCAUUCUGCUCUGGGGCUGAAGAGAUCUGAGAAUGACUACGAGGUGCCGUCCAAAAUAAAAGCUUUAUCUGUAAUAUUGUAGUCUUCAUAACACUGUAACACUCAAACUAAGUGAUUUCAUUGGCAUAUUGGUUGAGACUGCUUAUUUAGUUUGUAAGUAGGCUAUAACAUUUUGCUUGAAUUAUGAUAAACAGAAAAUUAGCCUUUCACUUUUAAUAGCCUCACACAAUAUCUGCAAAAAAACAUGACUUAAUGUUACUCAUGAAAUGAUUCAGAUUCCGGUUAGUCAGUCGAACUUUGAUGAACUACAUAAGGCUUUGAAUGGGGUUACUUUAGCUAUGUUUAUUCUGCUCUCUUACUAUGGCAGUGUAAGUGUAAUGAAAGUGUGUGAAGCUCAUAAAAUUCAUGCUGAUAAAGGAACACAUGAUAGAGCUACGAACAAAAUUGAGCUCAAUUAUUGCUGUUUGAAAUGGCCAGCAGUGAUCUGUAUUGACGUUUUGCUCUCUAGUCCUAUUUAUGGAAUCAGUUCCAAUGUUUUUCCAAUAUUAUUUUGAUUGGUUUUGUUUGUUUAUAUUUGUUGCUUAUGUUUCUCAUCAAUGCUUAAGUGUAUAAACCUAUUUAAAUCACCUAAUAUUUAUUGUUUAUUUAGUAUUCUUGUUUUUAU